UUAGCAAGUCACACACUCACUAAUGGAAAACGACGUCGAAAAGAAGAUCAAUAAUCACACAGAACAACAACAAUAUCAACAAGAUGAAAUUGAAGAGGAAGAUGAAGAGGUUUCGAGUUAUUCGGAUUCUGAAAUCGGUGAUGCGUUGGACUUGUUGGAUUCGUUGGAUGAGGAUGUAGGCUACUCAUUUUCCCCCAAUUUGUGGCGUCCCAAUUCUCACGGUGGCCACCGCCAUUAUUCCUCAACUCUUCAACCUCGUACCAAUCGCAACCAAAAGUUCUUCCACCGCAUUCGAGCCUCACCCUUGGAGGAGUGGGAAGGGAGGAUGAAUGUUGGCAUGUCUAACUCUGUGAUCACAGCAAUUCGUGGAAGUGUUAGAGAAAGUGCCAUUGGGAAGACUAAAACUACAGAUAAAGCAGAUCGAGCAACUGUUGAACAGGCAAUUGAUCAAAACACUCGCAAGAUUUUAUACAAGAUGCUUAACAAAGGUGUCUUUGAUGCUAUCAAUGGAUGCAUUUCAACCGGCAAGGAAGCAAAUGUUUAUCAUGCAACCAAAUCUCAUGGUCAAGAACUUGCAAUAAAAAUAUACAAAACAUCCGUUUUGGAAUUUAAGGAUAAAGGUAGAUAUAUGCAAGGAGACUACCGGUAUAGUAAUGGAUUUGGCAAGCAUAAUCCAAGGGAGAUGGCACGAAAAUGGGCUGAGAAAGAAAUAAGGAAUCUUAUGAGGCUUAAGGCAGCAGGAAUUAGGUGUCCUACAACAUCUUGUAAUCUUCGGCGACUACAUAUUGUGGUUAUGGAGUUUAUAGGAAAAUCUGGUUGGGCUGCCCCUCGUCUUAAAGAUGCUGCUUUAUCUUCAGACAAGUUGCGGGAAGGCUAUGUUGAGAUUAUUAUUGCAAUGCGGACAUUAUAUCAGAAAUGCAAAUUGGUGCAUGGAGACCUGAGUGAAUAUAAUAUACUAUAUUAUGAGGGUCACUUGUAUAUUAUUGAUGUUUCUCAAGCCGUCGAACAUGAACAUCCCCAUGCCCUAGAUUUUCUGCGUGAAGAUUGUGUUCAUGUAUCUGAUUUCUUUAAAAAGCAUGGUGUUGCGGUCAUGACUAUAAGAGAACUGUUUGAUUUUAUUGUUGACGCAACAAUAGCUGAUGAUGCUGUGGAUAGUUACUUGGAAGAGAUGCAACGAAAAAUUUUGGCAAGAGGAGAUGUAUCUGUAGAGGAUGAGAUUGCAGACUCCGUAUUUGUGCAGUCUUUCAUUCCAAGGACACUUGAUGAUGUUGAGAAUGCUGAGGAAGAUGUACAACAGAUAACAAAUUUGAAGGAUACUAAUGAUUUAUACUACCUGACCAUUACUGGGCUUAAACAUGCUCUGUCACUAACUCAGUCUUCACAGCAAAAGACCCAACAGCAGAAAUCAAGUGCCACAAAAGAUUCUCCUAUCAUUUCUGACGAUAAAUUUAACAACUUGGAGGAUGAUGCUAAGGUUCAAUCUGACGCGGACCAAGAUGGCAAGAGUGAAGCAGUGGAUCCUGCUGAUAAAAAAGCUGCUAGAAAAGAUGCUAGGAAAGAUAAUAAGAAGAAGGUGAAAGAGGAGAAAAGAGAAGCACGUAAAACUAAGGUUCCCAAGGCUGUUCAGAAAAGAAAGAAAAAGUUACGCAAGACCAGGUAGAUUAGAUAGUUAUUAUUUAAUGUUUGA
Vigna umbellata (rice bean) is the source of this 1687-nucleotide messenger RNA. RefSeq lists its product as uncharacterized. The record is from RefSeq and is a predicted model, not a curated record. NCBI's taxonomy places the organism in Eukaryota, Viridiplantae, Streptophyta, Magnoliopsida, Fabales, Fabaceae. Gene Ontology annotation, molecular function: protein serine/threonine kinase activity; ATP binding.